Messenger RNA from Acanthoscelides obtectus, 2152 nucleotides. Lineage: Eukaryota; Metazoa; Arthropoda; Insecta; Coleoptera; Chrysomelidae. The record is from the annotation of a GenBank genome assembly.
AGCCAACAUAAACAUAACCUUUAUAAAAAGCAUAUUUAUUCUCCAAAACUUUGAAAAUGGCUAAAUUGGGAUCCUACUAUGCACUAUGCCCAAUAAUUGACACAAAAAGUAUCCUAGGUAUAACAGAAGAUGCAGAAAAAGGUUUCGUUAUUGCGACAUUGGAUAAAAAUAUCGCCAGCAAAUAUAAGUUAUCGGACCAAAAGCAAAUAGUAUGUUGGCGUACCAGAGAAAAAUUCAGUUCUCCUGUAUUAUACGUAAAAACGCUUUCAAAAUAUGUAGCUGUAUUCAAUCAGUCUUACAUCAAGGUUUGGGAUGCUGAAGAAAACUUGGACAAAGUGAAGAAAUACAAGUUUAACAAACCGAUACACACAAUCUUCAACAAUUCAGAUAGCACAUAUAUUGUUUUCCAAAAUGGAUCUGUAUAUAGGUUACAAGAAGCUUUGGAUGAAAGGAAAACUCUUCAUCCUUCAGAUAUAUUUGAUGGUGAAAUUGUGGAUGUUUUGUAUAAGAAAUUGAAAGACUCAUUGUAUGUCGCUCUGAUAGUUGUUGAAAAUGAAGAAUAUCACUUACAUUGGACAGUACUUAAUGAUGGAAAAGCAAUUUUCAACAAAAUAGAUUUGAACAGAGAAGACUUGGCACUUAAAGGAUGGGCAUUUCAUGUAUGGCAAGAUAGAAUGAAUUUUUUGUCAUGUUGGUCAGACCAGAGCAUAUUUUCAACUGCCCUAGAUGAUAAUGAAGCACAAAACACUAUAGGAGAUCUGUUCACUGUCGUUGAUUCAGUUUCAAUGAAGCAUAAAGUCUCCUUAACGCCUUUGGACGAGAAUUAUGUUGCUCUAUUUGGAGCCAACUCAAAUGAAGAAGGAGCUGUAUUAGUAUUGUACAACACUCAAUUCAAAGUUACUCAAACUAAACAACCUUUCAAAUUGUUCAAUGAAAAUUCUAGAAUAUGGCUUGUUGACAAUAACCUCAUAUUGCCUGUUGGUCAAAACUUGGCAGUUAUUCCUUUCUAUUUAGAAACUGAGCAACUCGCAGCUUUGAUCGGAAGUCACAAAGCAUUGAACGAUCGUCUAGAUGCUGACAUUAAUAUUGUCACUGAAGUCGAGGUUUCAUCUUGGGAUGCAAAAAUCAAAGUGGAAGAGAAAAACAUUCCAGCGUUGCUCCAAACAAAAGUUGACAUAUAUAUAGAACAAGGAUAUCCUGAAUCACUUGUUUUGGAAGAGUUGCUUCCAGAUAUUCUAAAAAACAACGAUGUGGACAUGCUCAAUGCGUGCCUCCAAUUUUUCUCUGAUAUACCAGAGAAAUGUUUGGCUAGAAUUCUGCAAUAUCUACUCACUGCAAACCCACAAGUUUUCUUAUUUAAGAAGUGCUCUAUUGAGAAUUUUCCUCCUGGUUUACAGCCGCUACAGAGGAAAAAGUUGAUAGACAAAAUAAUGAGCAUAUCAUACAGUGAAACAAUUUUGUUGCCACACUUGAAGGCAAUGCUUACUUUAAAAGAUCUCAAACCGCUGCUAGAAUAUAUUUGUUAUGCUUGGGAAUCUGACGAGUUUCUACUGCCCAAUUUGAAUGCUGUGGAAACAGAAAAAAAGCUGAUGGAAUGGAGCUGCAUCCUUAUUGAUGCAAAUUAUCAAAAAAUAGUAUUGUCCAAGGAUGAGGAAAUCUUGGAAGUGUUUUAUAAGCUGAGAAAAUUAGUAGAUCAAAGUCUAGCUUAUCUGGAGGAAUGUGAACAGUUAGAACCAAUACUUAGAACUUUAAUUAAAGGAAAAUACCAGCAGAAGGAUUACAGUUGCAAUUUGAGAUAUUCCAUAGAGCAACUAAGUCUGUAUUAACAAAUGAACAAUAAUUCAUAAAAUUCUGAAAUUCGUAUCUCUAUAUGAAAAGAAAGAACUGUAAAAAGAUUGGUACAUUGUCAGUAAGAGGAAAGAAUACAACUUGUGUAUUAGAUAAUACAUUUUUACAAUGUAAAUAAUAUUACAGCAUUAUACAUAUUAAUUGUUUGUACUGUUUUUAUUCAUUAUCCAAUUAUCUAGGGCUAAAAAGCUAGGCUACUUCUACUAUCCUAACCGGCAAACUUUGUAAUCUCUAUUUCACAUUUGAGGUGCCCUUAGAUUCCUCUUGAACGCAUAAUUAAAUCUUCAUUCUUUUUAGUUGCAGU